AUGAUGACCAUACGGCUCUCUCCUGUGUGGGAUGAAGCGAUCGAAGCGAUGAAGGCUAUUGCUACUACCAAGACUGCAGACGACGUCAUCUCAAGCCUUGCGUUUGAGUGGCUUGAUGUUCCUUCGCCCAAAUGGGAGGGUCGUUCGAAUGAGGUAGUUGGUACCAAGAGAUACGGACUAACUGAUUUUGAAUGCCAAAAUUUCGACCGAUUGCGAGACGUGGCCAAAGAAACUACUCGACUUAUUGACGAUCCUACCGAUGUUAUGCUCCAGACAUUCGAGGACAGGCAGGAAAUCGUGCUGGCCCGGCCCGAGAACGCGAGACACAAGGCUCUCAAAAUUCUCACAGCCAUCCCGGCAGUUGCGGAGAAACGAUCUCGCAAGCUGGUGCCCUAUCUCUUCGCUGUGAGUGAUAGCGGAGACGCAUUCGCGGAUGAAGAAGACGGAGAGGAGACGAUCCAACAAGAAGCUUGGUUUUUGACAGACAAGAAGGCUCUUAUUGGUGUUUUCGCUCAGUUUAUCAAUCCCAAGGUUUUGUAUCAGAGCUCGAGAGUGUAUAAUGCUCUGCUGACCUUCAUGGCAAAUCGCGACAUCGAAGUUCAGAAGCUUGCUCUUAAAGCAAUCCUGACCUGGAAGCUCGACGGCAUCAAACCAUACCAAGAGCAUCUAGAGUAUCUCUUAGACGAAGCAAGAUUCAAAAACGAACUCACUGUUCUGUUCCAAGGAGAUCAGAAGAUUCAGCCGGAGCAUCGUGCUGAGUUGAUGCCUGUUUUGCUCAGACUUCUUUACGGGCGGGCAAUUUCAAAGAAAGGAGCAGCAAGUGGACGAAAUGGGUUGCAUGCAACACGACUCGCUGUCAUCCGUAACCUGUCCGUGGAAGAUCUUGGCGGGUUUAUCGAGAUCGCUCUGGGAGAUCUUUGGCAAAUCCGCAUCGUCGACGAUUCCGGCCUUCAAGAAACCGCAUUCAAGAACGAGGUUGUAUCGGCCCGCAAACAGGUUGGUGUGCUGAACAUGACCGAGUCUAUUAUCAAUGAGCUGGGCACAGACGUCUCGGUUUACAUGGAACCCUUGGUCAAUGCGGUUCUAUACUGCCUCAUUUCAACAUGCCGCAAGUUGCAAGCGACCAAUGAGGAUAACGAUGAAGAGGAUGGCGAGCGUAGCGAAAACUCUCUCUUGAAAGUAGCAAGAACAACAUCGUUGAAAUGUCUGUGUGCAUUGUUCAGAAACAAUACUUCGUUCGACUGGACACCCUACCGGGAACACAUGGUCUCGGAAGCAAUCAGUCCUCGAAUUGAGAAACUCGCGUUAGAGACAACACAAGGUGUGUCGUGGACCUGGAGAAUCCUGGAGACGUGGUCACUGCUACCGCGGAAUGCACUCUUUCUCUCGCUUGAUCAGCGAAUCAUCCCUGAGAUCACCAAGUCACUUUCCAUCGAGAAGGGCAAAGACGAGCCUAAGAUCUUUGCUCUGGGAAUCAUCAGAAACCUAGUGAAGCUUGCACAAGCCCCAGCUGCCGAGUCAGAAUUCAACGAACUUAUUCAAGCAGAAUUGUUGGAUCCAAACAUCGAUGGAAUUCUUGGCGCGAUAAGCCAUGUACUCCGCGAACAACAUGAUAUUGGUCGCAACCUCCUGGAGGCCUGCGUAGAUACUGUGGUGGAGCUCUCGCCAUUGGUGAAGGAAUCUAAGAAUGUGGAGAAUCUGCUUGAUAUUUCCACAUAUCUGCUGCAACAACCUCUCCGAAGAGUCAAUCCAAAGGUGAAAGGCUCAAUCCUCCUUAUUCUCGAGCACUUCAUCGUUCUAGAUGAUUUACAGCGCAAUAUUGAGCUGAAGCAGACCGUCUACCAUACAUUAGCGUCCUUGUUCAGUUUCUUCAAGGAUAAGCAGAACAGAGAGUCACUCUCACGAGUAUUAAUCGUGUUUGCGGCUCAGGAGACGUCGCUGCAGGAGGUUGCGAAACUUUGUGCAGACUUGAACUCAUAUGUGGAAGGCAGGUUAGAUGAGCCGGACUACGACAAGCGUCUUGCUGCUUUCAGAAGCAUCACUCGCGAGCGCGAGGUCCAGCUCACUGUUGAGCAAUGGCUACCAUUGUUGAACAAUAUGGUGUUCUUCCUUCGUCAAGAUGAAGAAUUUGGUAUUCUGUCGACCAACGCAGCCGAUGUUUUGUGCACAUUUGUGAAUGCUGCGGUUUCUGCCUGGGAUCUGCCAUCAAAAUCCCCAUAUGUCACACAACUUUCUGAUGUGAUCCUGCCAGCAAUCUAUGCCGGCGUUCGUGAGCCAUCAGAGGCUGUUCGACGCGAGGUAUUGAGACUCCUCGGUCACCUGGUCACUCAACUGGGAGUUUGGGAACCAUUGAGUGAUCUCACUUCACUAGCGCCGGCGAAAGACGAGGAGUCAGACAAGGCAUUCUUCUUCAACAUCCUCACACCGGCUGUCUCUAGACAAGUUCAGGCACUUCAACUUCUUGUAUCAGUGAAUGAACGCUCGCCGUUCAGCAGCAAGAAUGUCAGUCAGAUAUUCAUUCCACUGUUAGAGCACUUCAUCUUCGGACGUGAGGAGGGUAGCGAUGAUCAAGGACUAGGAGCUCAGGCAACUAGCACUAUUGCUAGCCUGUCUGUGUCUCUCGAUUGGUCUCAAUACAGGGCUAUCCUGCGACGAUACAUCGGCUUCCUCGAAUCAAAACCAGAGUUGCAGAAGCAAGUGAUACGACUCCUGGACAAAGUCGCUGAUUCGCUUGUUUUUGCCAAAGAGCAUGGCACCGAAACAAAAAUGGAUCUCGAUCAGUCAGAGUCUGGCCAAGUCAAGUACCGCUUGGCGACUACUCUCCCUAACGAGACAAAGAUUGGAGAGGAAGUUUCCAACAACUUUCUGCCGUUGAUGUUGAAACACCUACACGACAAAGACGAAGAAACUGUCAGCGCCAGAGUUCCCGUCGCUGUGAUUAUAGUCAAACUUCUGACGAUUCUACCCGAGAACAUGCUCAAUACAAAAUUACCCGGAGUUCUGACUGAUAUAUGCCAUAUUCUGCGGUCGAAGGCCUGGGAGUCUCGAGAAAUGUCCAGAAGCACUUUGGCCAAAAUUGCGUGCAUACUUGGACCUGGCUCUUUUGGUUUCAUUCUGAAGGAGCUUCGAGGAGCUCUGACCAAGGGCUACCAACUUCACGUGCUUUCAUAUUCUCUUCAUACACUUCUCCUCGCCGUGAUACCGGAAUUUGCUCCAGGUGAGCUCGACUAUUGUCUUGAUUCAAUCAUGGCCAUAAUUAUGGACGACAUCUUUGGUGCUACGGGCCAAGAGAAGGAUGCCGAAGAAUACGUGUCUAAGAUGAAAGAAGUCAAGAGCAGCAAAAGUCAGGACUCGAUGGAGCUGAUCGCCAAGAAUGCAUCUGUCAACCAGCUCGCCAGCCUAAUCAGGCCCCUACAGUCUCUCUUGUCCGAGAAGCUAGACGUGCGGACUGUUCGCAAGAUCGAUGAGCUACUGAAUAGGAUCUCGUCUGGUAUCCUACAGAACAGAUCUGCUGAGAGCCGAGACACUCUGGUGUUCUGUUAUGAGGUUAUUCAGGACGUUUACAAGGCCCAAAAGCCUCGAGCAGAAGCCCAAAUUGACCCAAGAGUCAAACGAUAUUUGGUUCAAAAAUGGGUUCGCAAUACUACCAAAGGCGAAAAGUAUACACACAAGCUCAUCCGAUUCUCAAUCGAUGUCCUUCGCUCUGUGCUCCGGAAGCAUGACAGUCUAAGGAACGCAGCUAAUGUCAGUGGCUUCCUGCCCAUACUCGGUGAUGCGGUCGUUGCUGGUGAAGAAGAGGUCAAGGUCGCCGCCUUCAAGCUUCUCGUCGUCUUGAUCAAGGUCCCAUUCAAAACGACUGAGUCAGCCGAUCUCUACAAAGUCGCCUUCAAAGAAGCGCUCAAGUCGAUUUCAAUAUCCAUCACAACUACGAGCGAUAUUGCGCAAACAGCCUUAAAGCUCUGCUCCCAAGUUAUCAGAGACCGCCGAGAGAUACCUAUCAAGGAUGCCGCAGUCGACAUGCUGCUGGGGAAGCUGAAGGAUGACCUCACACAACCGCUUUACAGACAUGUCACCUUUAACUUUCUGAGAUCAGUCCUUGACCGUAAGGUCGAGACCGCAACUGUAUACGACACUCUUGACUACGUUGGCACGAUUAUGAUUACGAAUGAUGAUAAAGAUACCCGUGAUCUAGCGCGAGGAGCGUACUUUCAGUAUCUCCGAGAAUAUCCACAGCAGAAAAAACGGUGGACAAAGACCAAGGAGUUCGUGGUUGCCAACCUCAAGUAUCAGCGAGAAGGGGGUCGUCUGUCGGUUAUGGAGAUCAUACAUCUUCUGCUCAUGAAGACUGCGGACGAUUUUGUCCAGGAAGUGGUCGCCACCUGCUUCAUUCCGUUGGUCUUUGUCCUGGCGAACGAUGAAAGCGAGCGUUGUCGCCUUGCCGCAGGCGAGCUGAUCAAGGAGAUAUUCAGGAAGGCUGAUAAGGAGCGUUUGCAGAAGUUCCUCACACUCCUGAGAUCUUGGAUCAGCCAAGAUGAGAAUGCCGCGGUGCUCAAACUCGCUUUGGAGGCCUUUUCAUUCUACUUCGCUGCAAAAGAGGAAAGCGUCAAAGAUAAAAGGGAUAUAGAGCUCGUCAUCAAGAAAAUCACUGGAGUGCUGGGUGAAACGCAGUCUGACUGGGAACUCUCGAAUACUGGCCUCAGAGUUGUACAAACUCUCCUAGGCAACUUCCCAGCAAAAAUAUUGUCUCAGGACUCGCAAGAGUUAUGGACUGUCGUCAUCUCUUCGUUGGCGCAUCCUAGGGAAGAGGUCGUGCUCAGUUCUAUAAAGCUUUUAGGCUUGUAUCUCGCCGAUUUUGCCAGCAACGCGGCGAGCGGCUCAGAAGCCCAGACUUUGAAGGGCUCCUAUGGCCUUACCUUAGACCAGGACCAGACCACACAACUCGUCCGUCACAUGCUUGAUGUUUUGUCAGGCCUUGAAGUUGAAGAGGGGUUAGCGGCUGAGGCUGCUCGAAUUCUUCUUUUCCUUGGCGCUUUUCUCGAUUCAGAUGUCGACGCUUCCGACUUAGAAGAGCGUGACGAAGAUGAUGAUUUCUUCAAGGACGAGGAAGUCGAUGUUACCAUGGGAUACGUGUUCUCUAAACUAUCGGCCAUUGUGAGAAGAGAGACGCCACCACGAGCGUCGGCUUUGGUUGGCAAGCUAGCUGCGAUCGAAGCGCUCGAGGCAUUCUGCAUCAAAGCAACCAAGGAGGACAUCAAGGCCUCUGUCCGGACGAUCCUCAGGCCAUUACGCCACCUCACAGAUCCUUCCAUUCGCCCCCCUUACGUCCUUGAUGAGACCUUCAAGUCUCGAUACGAGUCUCUUAAGACUAAAGCACAGUCUAUUAUGGAGCUACUGCAGCAGAAGCUGGGAGCCUCAGACUACACAAAGGACCUCCUCGCAGUAGGCGAAGAGAUCAAAGAUAGGAGACAGCAACGCUCAAGUAAGCGCAAGAUCGAAGCAAUCACCCAGCCUGAGAAGUUCGGCAGGGAGAAGAGGAAGAAGAUGGAUAAGAAGAAAGAGAGGAAGAAGGCCAAGGGCCAAGAACACCGAAAUCACAGAAGAGGCUACUGA
This is a messenger RNA of Phaeoacremonium minimum UCRPA7, 5610 nucleotides long. RefSeq names its product putative u3 small nucleolar rna-associated protein 20 protein. The transcript has a single exon. The record is from RefSeq and is a predicted model, not a curated record. Gene Ontology annotation, cellular component: nucleolus; small-subunit processome; 90S preribosome. Bases 1 to 5610 code for a protein of 1869 amino acids. Lineage: Eukaryota; Fungi; Ascomycota; Sordariomycetes; Togniniales; Togniniaceae.